AUGUCGAACCGUGGCAGUCAUGAUGAAGGCCAAGAGGCCGAAGCUUACUUUAGAGACACGAAUGAUAUGGAGGUUUUGGUCAAGACUCCAACUAUUGAAGGUACUAUAGCGACAAAGCCAUCCAAAACUCAAGACCUCACGCCCACAUCCAAUCAGAACUCGCCUGUAGAUGUAUCCGUGGUCACAGAGGACACGGAAUUGACUGGAAGCGAGGAUCUUGAAGUUAAAGAACAAGACGUAGGUACUCAGACGAAGUGUCCUGCCUUGGUGAAACCCAAUGAUGAUGUGUGUGACGAGGCAAAUCACAAUGUAUCAGAUUUCGAUGAUUUAGUUCUCGAAAUAGGGGGGGAAUUGGCUGGUAUGAAUAGUAAACUGAAUCUGAUUGAGAAGCAGAUUAGGUUGAAUGCUUCACAAGCUUUAAAGCCACAACAACAUGUUGAGGGUAAUUCAAAUCUGCUUUUGGGACAAGCAAUCAAAGAUAUUCACGUACUUCAGUCUAGGUAUGAACAAUUGGAAGUGGAAAUGAUAGAUUUGAAUCAAGAGGUGUAUUCAGCUCAUCACCAGAUCAAGAUACAAGAGAGGGUGAUCCGAAAGCUUAUGGGACCUCAUAAUGACGACCUUAUGGAACAGUAUGAUGAUGACUCAGAUGAUGCGAAACCAGAUCAAACUGUCCAACCGCAAACAGACUCCUGA
Messenger RNA from Melampsora larici-populina 98AG31, 693 nucleotides. RefSeq lists its product as uncharacterized. The transcript is spliced from 5 exons. The record is from RefSeq and is a predicted model, not a curated record. Bases 1 to 693 code for a protein of 230 amino acids. NCBI's taxonomy places the organism in Eukaryota, Fungi, Basidiomycota, Pucciniomycetes, Pucciniales, Melampsoraceae.